Cimex lectularius (bed bug) is the source of this 3373-nucleotide messenger RNA. Its product is annotated as RNA-binding protein 25. Lineage: Eukaryota; Metazoa; Arthropoda; Insecta; Hemiptera; Cimicidae. Gene Ontology annotation, molecular function: mRNA binding. Gene Ontology annotation, biological process: mRNA processing; regulation of alternative mRNA splicing, via spliceosome. The coding region runs from base 391 to 2946 and encodes 851 amino acids. Gene Ontology annotation, cellular component: spliceosomal complex. The transcript has 17 exons. The record is from RefSeq and is a predicted model, not a curated record.
UUUUAUGAUAAAAUCCAACUUGGACGGAAUCGGAGGUGGACGCUUGGAGAAUUCGAUAUCGUCUUGGCAUUGGCUGGAUCGUCGGGACUCCUCCAUUUUCCGUAGCCGUCUCGCCGUGUCUCGUUUGGAAACGGUUCGAUAGUAACUGCAGUGUUGUGGCAUGGAACUUGGCCGGACAGGAGUUUGAAGGAGAGUAGUCCGACUCAUAAAUCCUCCAUCAAUCCAGCAGCUUUCCGUUCGAAAAAUAUGCCCGUGCUUCAAAAUAUGUGAAGUGUUUCGGUUCUGAGUCUCGAGUUUACCCUCGUCGCCCCGCCUGCGCCCUUCGGCGGUCUUCGCCUUCGAAUCUGCCGAGCACCUCUUUUCGACUCCCAGUUCGACGAAUUCUAUAAAAUGAUGUCCACUGACCCAUCUCUCGUACCUCCUGGAACUCUACCCACUACAUUCAUCCCGACCACUUCUGCCGGAAAUGUUGGAUACAUGGUGAUGUCUUAUCCUGGUAGGCCUCCUAUGGUCCCUGGAAUUCCUAUGCCCCCUACAAUGGGCAUGCCCUACAUGCCUUUGGGAGCACCUCCUCCUUUGAUGCCAGGAGUGAUGUCGAUGGGGCCUAUGAUGGGGGGUCCCCCUUUGCCACCUAUGCCGGGGCCGCCUCCUGUUAGGACAUAUAGGCCACAACAUGUCACUACACCGGCGACGGUUUCUGCAAGACCCAAGGUGGCACCACCCGUGAGGUAUCUUCCUCCACAGCCUGAUGGGCCGGUGGUGACAGUCUUUGUCGGUAAUAUUACUGAAAAAGCUCCCGAUCAGAUGAUUCGAUUUAUUUUGUCUGCUUGCGGUCAUGUAACAUCUUGGAAACGAGUGCAAGCUUUUGGAUUUUGUGAAUUUGGUAAUCCUGAUGCUGGUCUGAGGGCAAUAAGAAUUCUUCAUGAUUACGAUAUCGGUGGCAAAAAACUAGUCGUCAAAGUGGAUGCAAAAACAAAAACAGUUCUAGAUGAAUAUAAAAAUGAAAAAAGAAAAAAAGCUGGUAGCAGUUCUCCAUUACAGGAUGAAACGACCGAUGAGGAUGACUAUAUGGAUGAUGAAAUGAAACAAUCUGAUAAAGCUGCUCUAGAAAGGAUUUCAAUGAUUCUUUCAGAUUAUGAGUCUGAGAUGAAAAAUUAUGUACCCCCUCAGUCAGAUGACCAAAAGUCAUCUUCUGAUAUCAAACUCCCAGUUCAGCCUCCUACUAUACGACAGGAUACAACACCUGUGGAUUUGACAGACGCUAAUAUUGAAGAUGACAGGAGGGAUUUAAUUACAAGAGAAAUUGGGAAAUUCAGGGAAAUCAUGAAGAAACAAGAGGAAGAGAAAGAAGUAGAAAGGAAAAAACGAGAAGAAAAAGAAAGGCAGAGGCGAGAUCGUUCUCCGAGUACUAUUAGCAGGGAUCGUGGCAAGUCCCAUGACCGGUCGGUGACACCUGACAGGCGCCAUCAUAAAUCCAGUCGCCACAGAUCAAAAUCCAGGGAAUUGGAAAGAGACAGAGAAAGAGAGAGGGAAAAGGAAAGGGAUCGUGACCGUGAAAUUGAAAGAAGCCGAGACCGGGAAAGGGAACGUGAAAGGGACAGAGAAAGGGAAAAGGAAAGGGAGGCGAAAUCCGAGAAAGAAAUAUUAAGGGAAAAAGAAGAGGAAGAAGAAGCUAAAGAAAGAAAGAAACAAGAAAGAAAAGCUAGAGAAAAAGAGGCUGCGUAUCAAGAAAGACUCAGGGCUUGGGAAAGCCGAGAGAGGCAUAAAGUCAAGGAGGGCCUCAAAGAGAAAGAAAAAAGGCGGUUGAAAGAUGAAGAAAGGGAAACAGAAGCAAAAAGGCUCAAAGAAUUCUUGGAAGAUUACGAUGAUGAGAGAGAUGAUAUAAAAUAUUACAAAGGGAGAGAAUUAGCUAGAAGACUGGAAGAAAGAGAGAAAGAAAUGGAGUUGGAUGCUAAGGAUAGACAAAAGGAAAAAGAAGAAUUAGCAGAGCUCAAAGCAAAAAUAUUUUCUGGAGACAGUGAAGACCCUAACGCUGAAUUUGCUAAGGCCCUAAAAGCAAGAGAAGAAAUGUAUAAGCCUAAAAUCUUGAUUAACGUCAAUGAAGAGCAAAACAAGAUUUUAGCAAAAGAGGAAAAGGAGAAAGAAAAACUAAAAGAAAGAGAGAAAGAGCGAGAGAAAGAACUAGAGAGAGAGAAGCGUGAGCGGGAACGGGAAAGAGAAAGGGAGAGAGAGAAAGUUGAACAAGAGUGGGCUGAGGAUAGACGGCACGCUCAAAUGACAGAAAUGAAAAAGCAUCACGAAAAGCAAAUUGAAAGGGGGGACAUUUCUAGUCCUGAUAGCCGCCAUUCUGAUGCCCCACCAGAACCGAUAGACCAAAUGACCCCAGAAACUAAUCAUGAUUCAAAACAUUAUAACAAAGGGCCCAGUUCUCCACCUAGUAGUGACAAAAAGAGAAAGAAAUUAGAUGUAAAAGAAGUUUUUAACAAUGAUGAAGAUGAAGAAAAUAAUCUCGGCCACAAGAAGAGAAAGCUUGUUCCUUUAGAUUACGGUGACGAAAAGAAGAAAGUCAAAGAACAAGAAAAGAAGGAGGAACAGGCUAAAUCUCAAGAAGAAAAGAGAAAGCACAUUAAAUCCCUGAUAGAUAGGAUACCUACUGACAAGAGCGCUCUUUUUUCUUAUCAUUUGGACUGGGCUGCAGUAGAUAAUCAACUAAUGGAGAGGAGGAUACGACCUUGGAUAAACAAAAAAAUUAUCGAAUACAUUGGCGAACCUGAGCCAACGCUUGUGGAUUUCAUAUGCUCUAAAGUCAUGGCUGGCAGCGCCCCACAAGGGAUUCUGGACGAUGUUCAGAUGGUCCUUGACGAAGAGGCUGAAGUGUUUGUCGUUAAAAUGUGGAGACUUUUAAUUUAUGAAAUCGAAGCAAAAAAACUCGGAUUAGUGAAGUGAUCAGACUUGUAUAUAAAAUGUUAAAUGUAUUAAAUACAAAAAUAAUGAUUGGAUAGGAUAAAUUUUAAAUUACAAAAAAAGACAAAAUGGUUAGUACAUUUUUAUUUAAUUGACUUCUCAGAUCUACAUAAAUUUGUAGACUAUAUUAAGCAGUUAAGACUUGUAAUAAAAUUAAUCUUAUUGUUAUGCUUGUUUCCCUUUAUUUAGAGAACUGUAAAUAAUUUAUGUAAUAUAUAUAUUUAUAUAUAAUCAGAAAAUAGCUUGUUGACAAUUGAACUUUUAUUCACCUGUGACAAAAGGUUUGUAUUUUCAUAUGAAGUCGAGGACAUUACUGUUGUGUUUGCAAUGUUCAAAAAUAUGAAAUAUGAUUGUCAUCAAUUUACUUAUUGAUAGAAUUCAAUAAGAUUAAAACAAAGAUCAUGUAACA